Messenger RNA from Tyto alba (common barn owl), 5974 nucleotides. It is a transcript of the gene GTPBP1, whose product is annotated as GTP binding protein 1. Gene Ontology annotation, biological process: translational elongation. The transcript has 13 exons. Bases 1880 to 3769 code for a protein of 629 amino acids. The record is from RefSeq and is a predicted model, not a curated record. Gene Ontology annotation, molecular function: GTP binding; GTPase activity; translation elongation factor activity. Lineage: Eukaryota; Metazoa; Chordata; Aves; Strigiformes; Tytonidae.
UACCACAAGUUACUUUUCCAUACAGCAGUGUACACCUGCUAUCUUUUCCCUAGACCUUUCAUUCAUCCCCAUCUCGGGGGAGAGCUAAGAUUACAAGCUCUGCCCCAUCUCUCCAAGUUAGUCUCCCGCUAUGUGCUCAAAACAGCAAUCCCCUGUGGUGUGAAUGCAGUAGCUAACCUGCUUUGUCCCCCUGAUCCCCCCGUCUUUUCUGUCUUCCCAGUUGAGUUGGUGCCUUCCAGUUCCUGCUUAGAACAAUGAUUCCCACUGCAGUCAAUUUGUUUACUGGUUGCUACUUUUGUUCUGGUCUGACCUGCCCCCUCGCUGUGUUACAUACUUUUCUCCCAGUCCUCCCCCAGCGUGUUCGUUGUAAGAUGUGCUGUUUUUAGAGAGGAACGCUUUGGGAUUCAGUUAUCAAGUACACCUUGUCAGCUGGUCAAGCAAGUGGUUCCGUUCAUCAGCACAAAUUCAUUAUCGUGUUGAUCUUAAUGGGUGUUUGUUUUCCCUUCAGUACUAACACACUGCAGUAGUAAUCAUCUUUCAGGUCAAAACCAUAUCACACAAGGCUAUUAGUGAAGCUGAUGCUUAUAUUAGAUCUACGUUGACAACAUUAACAGCACUUGAACUACGUAUGGCCCCAGGAAAUAGAAAGCAAAAUAUGACAUUAGAGAAGGUCCUUUUCCCCUGACUUCCCAAUGGCUGGUGGUGGCCUUUCAGCCAUGCAAAAUGUCAGGCAGUGUUAUUCCAAUAAAGAGCAGCACUAUGUACCACAUAGGAUUUGGUUUGGCCUUAAGCUUUAUAGUCCGACUGCCUCACGGAUAGGGGAUGCUUCUUUUGUAAGGACUGCCUGUAGUAGUGCUGAUAUAACCUAAACUCAGUCUUACAGGUAUCUUCAAAUUGCUGUUAAUUAAUACUAUGGCUUCUUGCUUGCUGUUGGGCAGUGCAGAAUGGCACGGUCCAACUCGUCUCCCUGGAGCAAGCUCACAAAGCGAUAGCUGUUACCCACCUCUGGUGUAUGUUAAUCCCAAAACUGAUCAGAGGAAAGGUGGGAAGAGCCACCUCUCCCCAGAGAUUGGGAAGGAACUUUAAAAAUGGCAUCUCAAGCUUGUGAGGUAUAUUUCCUUCUGCGGUCAUGAGAAUAAAACAAUAACUGGUUGUUACUUUUUUGCCCUAUAGGAAAUCUGAGGUUGCUAGACCCACAUGGCUCCUACUGUUAACUGCUCAGUGCGUGGCAAAGUGGAAAGAACAAAAGGGAAAACUUUUGACUUUGUGAAAACCUCUGAAAAACAUGAAUAUGUAGUGCAAGCAUGGAAGGGAUUGCUCAAAGGUGAAAAGGCAAAAAAAAGCAGAGAGGCUGAGAUGGAGGGCCUCUCUCCAACCAAGGAGAUGGCAAAGAACAGGCUACCUCUGCUCAGGAAGCUAGACAAAUUGAUCUUCAAAACAGCAAGUAAAGUCUUGCAAAGACCUAGGAAACUGCAGAACUGGCUGGGGGCUGCGAGCUGCAGAAGCAGCCGUUAGAAAUCCUGAAUGGCAUUGGAAGGUGUGAUCCGUGAAAGCUGCUAUUUGUUCUACACAUCCAUCUCUUGACGUCCCACUAUAUCCUAUCAGCUGUAAGCUUCCUCAGCUCCAGGGUAGGCUUUGGAGGCAGUCUACCACUGGAACACUCUUCAGCAGCACCUUUGCAUGACAGUGAAAGCAGCAGGGUGGGAGAACAGUGUUUUGAGCUGAUGUGUGUGGGGGUACCGUGCGGGUUGAGCCCCCAGCCCUCCUGCCUGGCACCGUGAAGAAAGGCUACAGUGAGCUGCUCAGCUGAAAUGUCCCCUGGUACUUUAGACAACACCUUGCCCACUCGCACUGCUGAAGCAUUUGAACUCGUACUAAAAUGAAGCUGGUGAUGAGACUUGAAGAAAGUGAACUGGUGAUGGUGAGUCCCACUUCAGAGCAGUAUGACAGUUUGCUCCGGCAGAUGUCAGAGAGGAUUGAUGAAGGGUGUGGGGAGACUAUCUAUGUCAUUGGUCAAGGAUCAGAUGGGACUGAAUACGGUCUGAGCGAGGCAGACAUGGAAGCAUCCUAUGCCACGUUGAAGAGCAUGGCAGAGCAGAUCGAGGCAGACGUGAUCCUCCUGCGGGAGCACCAGGAGGCAGGGGGCAAGGUGCGCGACUACCUUGUUCGGAAACGUGUGGGUGACAACGACUUCCUGGAGGUCAGGGUAGCAGUGGUUGGCAAUGUGGAUGCAGGAAAGAGCACGUUGCUAGGUGUCUUGACACAUGGCGAACUAGACAAUGGCCGAGGCUUUGCUCGGCAAAAGCUCUUCCGCCACAAGCAUGAGAUUGAGUCAGGCCGCACCAGCAGCGUGGGCAAUGACAUUCUGGGCUUCGACAGUGAGGGCAACGUGGUGAACAAGCCCGACAGCCACGGUGGCAGCUUGGAGUGGACAAAGAUCUGUGAGAAAUCCACCAAGGUCAUUACUUUCAUUGACCUGGCUGGUCAUGAAAAGUACCUGAAAACCACCGUCUUUGGCAUGACCGGCCAUUUACCUGACUUCUGCAUGCUUAUGGUUGGCAGUAACGCUGGGAUUGUUGGAAUGACCAAGGAGCACUUGGGCCUGGCACUUGCGCUUAACGUUCCUGUCUUUGUUGUGGUGACCAAGAUCGACAUGUGCCCUGCCAACAUCCUGCAAGAAACCCUGAAGCUGUUACAGCGACUGCUGAAGUCCCCAGGGUGCAGGAAGAUUCCCGUGCUGGUUCAGAGCAAGGAUGAUGUCAUUGUAACAGCCUCCAACUUCAGCUCAGAGAGGAUGUGCCCGAUUUUCCAGAUUUCAAAUGUCACCGGGGAGAACCUAGAUUUGCUAAAGAUGUUUCUUAAUCUCUUGUCGCCACGGACCAGUUACAGGGAAGAAGAGCCGGCAGAAUUCCAGAUAGAUGAUACUUACUCUGUCCCGGGUGUAGGAACAGUUGUGUCUGGGACAACACUGAGAGGCCUAAUCAAGCUAAAUGACACCCUGCUGCUGGGGCCAGAUCCCCUUGGCAACUUCCUACCUAUUGCUGUCAAGUCCAUCCACCGCAAGAGAAUGCCUGUCAAAGAAGUGCGAGGAGGCCAGACUGCCUCCUUUGCUUUGAAAAAGAUCAAGCGUUCUUCCAUCCGGAAAGGCAUGGUAAUGGUGUCACCCCGCCUGAAUCCACAAGCAUCGUGGGAGUUUGAAGCAGAGAUUCUGGUGCUCCAUCACCCCACCACCAUCAGCCCACGAUAUCAGGCCAUGGUGCAUUGUGGCAGCAUCCGUCAGACAGCCACGAUUCUCAGCAUGGACAAGGACUGCCUGCGGACGGGGGACAAAGCCACAGUGCACUUUCGCUUCAUCAAAACCCCGGAAUAUUUGCAUAUAGACCAGCGUCUGGUCUUCCGUGAAGGCCGCACCAAAGCUGUGGGUACCAUCACUAAGCUACUUCAGACCACCAAUAACUCGCCGAUGAACUCCAAGCCGCAGCAGAUCAAGAUGCAGUCAACCAAGAAGGGAGCUGUUACGAAACGAGAGGAUGGUGUUCCCCCAGCUGGGACGGCAGCUGGAGGCCCACCAGCUGUGGACGAGGCCCCCUCGACAGCUGCAGGGCCACUGACACCUCCUGCCCUGCAACCAUUGCCUGCGCUGGAUGAAGAGCCCCACGUCCGUGAGGGCAAUAAGUCAAAAGUCGGAGGAGGGGGCCGGCGACGUGGGGGUCAGCGCCAUAAAGUGAAGUCUCAGGGAGCCUGUGUGACUCCUGCCAGUGGCUGCUGAAUUUCAUACUCCUCCUCCCUCUGAGGAAUUCCUCCCCUUCCCUUCAUUUCUUAUCCAAAAGAUCCAGCGCAGCUUAAACCAAAACCCAUCCCAGCUGAUUGGCUGCAGAAGAAUCGUCCCUCCUCCCUGAAGGAAGCGAUGGAGAGGAGCAUAAUUUAUAAGCUAAUGAAGGUGAUAGAACACACAGAACUGAGUAACUGACACCUUCCUCCUCCCCCUGUCGACACAUUUUUGUACAUCAUGGGCUUAGUUUUUAUUCUUAUUAGUUUUUAUUAUAUUUUGUGUGCAUGAAGAUGAGAGGAGAGUCUGGAUAGAACUGCAAAGAGCCAGUUAGCUGCCUCCCUCCUCCCUCACCCCAUUCUGUCCACAGGACUUGCUGCUCUCCUCCUAUGUGCUGUCUCAGAUCCAGGAGUGCUCAAACAUCUGAAAUUUCAGACUUGCAAAGGUUAAAACACAUGGCUUAGGAUGGCUCCAUAGGGCAUUGUUUCCUCACCACUGUGGCCCUGUGCCAAAUACGUUUCUGUGUGCCCUCCAUCUUUCUUAAACUAUUUCUCAGUGGGUUUAAUUUAAUGUUGUAGUGACUGAAGUUUGAAAGAGAUGGUAAGAAAGUUCAUUAGUUGGAGAUCUGAGGGAAACAAACUGGAAAGCAGUUCUUGAUGUUGAGGAAUCCUAUACUAAGUAGCCUUCUCAGAUACAUCGAUAGCACUUGAGAUUUUCAUUAGAGAGAGAAUUAAAUGUGCAGUCAUUUGCCCAGCCUGUUCCCCUCCCCAUCACGCUGCUUUUCCUAUUGCUUGUUCAGAGCACAUUGGAGCACAUCUAACCUGCUGCUCAAGGCUGCGGCAGCUCAAUCGACAGUAUUAAGAAUACAGGGCAGGAACACUCAGUCCAUCCCUUGAGCCAGAGAAAGCCUUCUCACCUCGACGGACAGAGAUCACAGGUGGUAAUAUACCUUUGGAACAAAGACACCAGGCAAACACGACCUCCUCUUGAUUUUGUUUACUCCCAAGAUUUCCCAAAGCUUCUGGAACUUGCUGGCCAAACUUUGCCAUGGCAGAGGUAGGAUUUGUCUUCGCCCCGCUUGGCUGAAAAGGGCAAUGAUGAGGUGGUACCAAACUUACAGAAGUGCUUUCAGGUUUGGAAGUACAUGGUAAUUUUUAUGACUUUCAUUUAAUUUUUUUUAAGAUUUUUUUUUUUUUUUUUUUAAUGACAAAUUGUGGCUUCUCCAGGAAGGUCCUGCAAGGGUGGCCUAUGAAUUAACUUUGUUGUUAUCGUGUUUUUUAACCCUAGGUUGUGCAAGUGAUUAAUUCCCUGCUUACUUUGAUCUCUUUUAUUCUAAGCCUGCCUCUUCGCUUGGCUCUGUGAGGACAGGAGUUACCCUUUGCCGGCAUGUGGUGAGCUGUGGGAUCAUGAUAGCAUUUUGAGGGAGGAGGUGGCAUCCUCAGCAAAUUGUUGCUCUCCCCAGCAGGUGUGGUCAGCCUCGGUUUCUUUGAGGGCUUUCUCCUCCGAUGAAGGACUUUUUAUUCCGAUUAGAGGGAGACUGAAAAGUCCGUGUCCCUCCUUAGCGGGUUGUUCCUGUUUCUCACUCUGUGUGGAGUUCAUUCCAGUUCACCCUGCGAUUCGAGGUGGGCUUUCAAGCCAACUGAGCAACAGCAGGCUCGGGGGGCGAGGGGCGAGCGUGUCUCCCGUUACCAGCACCAGCACUCCCAAGAGGCACGGGAGAGGUGAGGAACAUGGUUUGGAGACGAGGGUACUUUGCCUUAGAGACUGCAGUGGCCCCAGCGUGGGUGGAAGGGGGAGGUCAGACAGUCCUUUCCAAGCUAUGUGCCUAAAUACCAGCACUCUCCCGGCGAGGGAGGAACUAUAGGCGGCUACAACACUAAUAGCACCCGCAUUGUGAGGGGGUGUGAAGUGUGGCUAAGCAGGGCACGAGGGCCUGGUUGGUUUGUCUUCUGGCCCUGUAGCAGUAUCAGACUGUAUUCGAUUUCACUGCCCUCUGCUUCUGAGGGGAGCAGGGAGCUCCGGGCGGUUUUCUCUUUCUCCAUUCCUUGUGCUCCAAAAGAAGGAGACUGCCGAGACUGGAAGAGGGUUUACUUCAGUUCGUGCAAAGGAGGUGGUGUGAUCUCUCUUUUGUGACCAGCAUUCAAAGAUCACUCAGGCUGGUGUGAUCUAUAAAAUAAAUUUUAAAAAAGUUUGUUCCAAAUUAAA